AUGAUCAUAUUGGUUGCAGUCACUGUUAUCUUUGUUAAUUCAUAUUUUCUUCCUAAAAAACGAUCUCCAGAUAGUUAUAAUUUUAAUUCACCAGAACUUUCUUCCGAUGAAACGCAAUUAACAUUUAACAACAUUAGUUCAGACGAAGAAAAUAAACAACAACACAAAUCUAAAGAAAAAAAUAAACGAUUAAGUGUGCCAGAAUUUGGUUGUGAAAUCGAGUAUAAAUGUAGAAAUAAUGAAAUACCAUACAAAGCAAUUUCGGGUGAUGGAAUGGAUAAAUAUCCAAUUAUCUGUUUUGAUAAUAAAUUAUUGAUUCAUAAAAGUUUAAAAGACUCAAAAAUUGGACGUGGUGUAAAUUUAGUUGCCAUCGAUGGCAAAACAUUUGAUAUUAAAAUAACGGAGACGUUCGAUACUUAUCUUGAAGAAACAUUUUUUCUACGCAAUUUAAAACUAAAUUUAAAUGAUGGAGAUAUUGUUAUUAUGGCUAGUUUUGAUGAAAUGACACACGGAUUGAAAGAAGCAUCAGUAUCAUUAUUAGAAAAUUAUGGUAGUCAAGCAAUAAAAGCACUUAAAUUUCGUGAUUCAUUCGUUAUGAUGGGACAAAAAGGAUUGGCAAAAGGAAAAGCCAUCGAAAUGCAUACACUAAAAGGACAACAUGAUUUUGCACCAGCAGCACAUAUAUCCGGUUGUGCUAAAUUUCCACUUGGUGUAUUAAGUCCUUUAUUAUUUCAACCUACGGAUGUGAAACGUGAAGGUGCAAUUGCUAUUGGUUCAACGUUAACAAAUUGUGGUCUUCCUGAGCAAUGUAAAGAUAAUGAGUUUUCCGUUCAUGUUUACACAGGAAAAGAUAAUAAUGAUGAACCAAAAAUAUGCAUUGAUGGAAAAUAUGUAAUGGCUAAAGGUAUAAAUGAUGCUGGUAGAGGUUUGAAUAUUGUGAUUGUUUCAAAUGGAAAAGAAAUUAUUCGAACUGGACAUUUUGAUACAUGGCAAGACGAUAGCACAAAUUUGGAAAUAUUUCUUGAAAACUUAGAAGAUAAUGUAAUAUUAAUAGUGGCUACAUUUGAUGAAGCAUCACAAAAUAAUAAAACAAGCAUUAAUAACACUAGUGCUACUAUACUACUGCUACUACUACCACUACCACUACUACUACUACUACUACUACUACUUCUACAACUACCACUACCACUACCACUACCAAUAUUAUCAGUUUCGAAAUAG
This is a messenger RNA of Didymodactylos carnosus, 1221 nucleotides long. NCBI's taxonomy places the organism in Eukaryota, Metazoa, Rotifera, Eurotatoria, Philodinida, Philodinidae. The record is from the annotation of a GenBank genome assembly.